Messenger RNA from Thunnus maccoyii (southern bluefin tuna), 2886 nucleotides. RefSeq lists its product as uncharacterized. The record is from RefSeq and is a predicted model, not a curated record. NCBI's taxonomy places the organism in Eukaryota, Metazoa, Chordata, Actinopteri, Scombriformes, Scombridae. The transcript is spliced from 21 exons. The coding region runs from base 125 to 2845 and encodes 906 amino acids.
GGAAUCUCCCUCCGCUCAUCCAAAGGGUUGGCCUGUAGAGAGUAGUCCCAUCAUAAACUUCUUUAAAAACUGUGACAAAAAAACCCUGAGACACUGAGGUUACCAGUUUCACACCUCUUGUGCCAUGAGUCAUUUGUUUGGACUGGGGUGGCUUUUUAUCCUGCUAACAAUUGCAAACAUAGAGGCUCAAAAGAAGCCUGCUAUAAAUAUCAGUUCAAAAUGUCUGGGGAAUGUCAUGCGUGUAGAUGUUGGUCCACUUGGAGGGAAUCUUCUAGAAGUUGCUGUUGUCGUUAAUAACUCUGACAUCCUUCUUACAUCAAGUUUAGCAUCUCAGUGUGGCUUCAGCAUGACGAUAGACCAGCUGGGGAACGCCAUGAUUUAUGCCUCCCUUCAAAAUUGUUUUGCUCAAAAUGUGGAAGAUAAAGCAUUCACGACAACCUUAAAUCUUCGACUGCAUGGGAACCAGAUGGGUGAAGAUGAGCUGUACCAGGUGGCUGAAACCUGCCACUACCCUGCCUGGGCCUCCAGGGAAAUCGUUUGUGACCGUAACUAUAUGGAGGUGUCUGUGAAAAGGGCAGUUCCAGAUGAUUACGUCCUGCCUGAGCAUCCCGUCUCAGGGACUAAUUCAAAGUUUGGUGAUCCUCGACGAGCUGCUGAGAAACAGCCGAUAGACGCAGGAUUCAGAAUCACAACACUUGUGUUCUUCACUCCUGAGGAGAGGAUUAUGAAGGUGACGGAGGCCCAGAGUCGAGGUUAUGGAAUAGCAAAUACUCCCUCAAGGCUGGUCCUGCGAAGUUCAAAGACUGCACCUGAAACAUACACUCAAAAUGUAGCAGGGAUACCGAUGACGGUGCUCAAAACCUCCACAAUCUUUGAAAAGAAGUGGCUUGCAACCCAAAUUGACGCAGCAGCUGCUUGCCCAAUACUGGAGGGCAGCGUUGCCUUGACUCCAAACACGAUCAGCUGGUACCUGCCCCGGCACAUUGACCCGCUGAUUUCGUCCCAACAGUUUAAACUGUUGGAGGUGCAUAUGGGCAUCAAUAGCCAGAGACUCGACACUGCUGAGAUGGCUGCCAGACGAUACGCCAUAACUGUCAAUGACGUACACAUCAUCGUUGAAAUUCCUGUUGGGGCAGUCGGUGGCUACUUUAAGAGUCACGUUCAGGACAAUCAGUACUUCACCUCUUACACGAUUGAGCCGAUGCUCGAGCUACUCUGGACUGAAGACGCCACUCACGAGGACACAAAAUACAAAGUUCUCCUUCCCAUCACGACACCAUUACUGUCUCAACCUCCACAAGUUAUUGACAACACUUUACCUGAGGAGCAGAUAUUUAAGGUGAUGAUUGGGCCUUUUGCCUCUGAUGUGGCACUAGUGAACAUCACCUUCCCCAGUGAGGUUUUGUCAGUGGGAGAUUGCAAUGUCAGAGGCUUUAAUAUCCAGGAGCACAGGUCCCCUAACAGCAGCUUUAAGGUCAUCACACUCCAAGUGCCCUUCACAGACCGUGUCGUCCUACAAAUGAGAGAAAUGGGGAUUACAGUCUACUCUCUUCACCUGACCUUUGGCUUGCUGGUCCUGCCAGAGUUUGCUCCAUUUUCUCUUACUGCUUAUCUGGAAGCUAAAUUAGCAGAUAUAGUUCCUCCUUCAGUCUCUGGUGGCUGUGAUUAUACAAAUUUCUAUGUCCUCGUGAAAUAUGGGACACAAGGCUUCGACUUCCAGACUAUAGUGGGAAAACGAAUGUUGACUUCAGGUCUGGCUCAGCAGUACGGCUUCAUGGAGAACAGGACACACUUCAGUUUUGUAGUGCCAUUUUCAGCCCCUGAUGUUAUGUUUGAGGCUGUUGAGGCAUCAUCCAUCAGAACAAGACUUGAUGUGGUUCUGAAGAAUCCAGAAACCAACAAAAAUCUCAAAGAAUUCUCUCUGGCUUGCAAUUUCCACUCAACACUGACUGAGUGUUUCCCUAAUGGAACCAUGACGGCUCUGGCUGUCAAACUGGAGUCGGUUCCCAGUCUGAAUCCCAGUCAGCUCACCCUCAGAGAUCCCACCUGUGGUCCCUCCUACAGCGACGACCGCUAUGCUUAUUUUGUCUUCUCUGGCAACUCCUGUGGGACGACCAGAAAGUUUUUGCCCAAUUUCAUGCUGUAUGAAAAUGAAAUCUCCCUGCCAGAUGAACUUGAACCGAAAAGGGUGAAGACAGACGAGGCUGAAUAUGAGUUAAAGGUUUCUUGUUACUAUGACAUCAACACAACCCAUGCUGUAGCCUUCCACACCAGACCUCGCAGGAGUGAACCAUAUGCUGAAAACGCAAAAGGCGAGCUACAAGUUGCAAUGAGACUUGCUCUGGACGACUCCUACAGCGUUUUUCACAGUGUUGAGGAAAAUCCUAUAGCAAAGUACCUUCAACAGCCGCUGUAUUUUGAGGUGGAGCUGAUGAGGUCUACAAACUCCAAAGUGUCACUGGAGCUGGAGAACUGCUGGGCAACACAGAAUGACGACAGGACGUCCCAACCCAGAUGGAAUCUCAUCAUUAAUGGCUGUGUUAACCCGGUGGACCCCUACCAAGUGGUCUUCCAUCCUGUUUGGGCAGAUGCUAGAGUACAGUAUCCCUCUCACUUCAAGCGCUUUGAGGUCCAGAUGUUUGCCUUUGCUGAAGACCAGGAUAACUUGAGUCACCAGCUCUUCGUCCACUGUGAUGUUGUGAUCUGUGAUGCCAGAAAUCCACUCAAUGGAGUUUGUAAUGGGCAGUGUUCAAACCAGGGAAACAAGUUAAAAGGUCAAAGACGUGCUGUUCCAGACAUGCAGAGUUUCAAACAUGUGUCAUCAAGACCUAUCCUUAUAAAUUAACAUAAUCCUAAUAAAGUGAUUUUUACAAGAAUCCAUUGCAU